Messenger RNA from Aspergillus pseudotamarii, 944 nucleotides. Its product is annotated as Cnl2/NKP2 family protein. The coding region runs from base 273 to 863 and encodes 196 amino acids. The record is from RefSeq and is a predicted model, not a curated record. Gene Ontology annotation, biological process: chromosome segregation. Gene Ontology annotation, cellular component: kinetochore; Mis6-Sim4 complex. The transcript has a single exon. Lineage: Eukaryota; Fungi; Ascomycota; Eurotiomycetes; Eurotiales; Aspergillaceae.
UCUAGAGACUUCAGCAGUACUCUUUACUGGAUUAGACUACACGGCUAAAAGAUAACUCUUUCCUACUACUGUUAACCCCCGUCAUCAGUUGCUUCCGCAAAGGCUGGUCCGAUUGGUUCAAGACAGUCUUGACCUUGAAUACCACACCAGCCAAGAUCCAUCAAACAUCAGAGAACUUAGGGGUUCUGUAAAGAAGAAAAAAGGAGAAGAUAAACUCUGUUCUCUCUAAACUUCCAGUUGCAAUUGCAUGUUUCGCUAGCAAUUUCGCGAUCAUGGCUCCAUCAGAAGCAUCCAUUCUAAGCAAUUUCCUUCUAUCUCCGGCUUCAUUGCCCACAGUUAUCUCCUUGCAACAAUUCACGGAACUCUUUCCAAAGCGCUUGCGCGCUCAUCCGCAUAUCAGAGUUCUUUACCGGGAGCUCCAGCAACUCCGAGAGCAAGACAUGGAUCUGGUCAAUGGAAACAUUGACCAAGAACUCCGUCAAGGGGAGAGCCAAAAAGGAGAACUUCGUAAAUCCAUCCUAAGCACCGGUGUGGAUGGUAUGAGCUCCAAUGAUCAACGUGAAAUUGACAUGGAUAUCCAGUUGUUUGGCCAGACGUCCACCGCUGCGCCCAGCGAUUACCAUUCAGUUUCGAGUCUCCUCUCCACGAUGGAGACAGCCUGUGCUAAUAUUGAGCGCGAAAUUUCUAUGGUUGAUAAAGACGCAAGCACUCUUCUUUCCGAGCUUAAUCUCACAGUAGGUGAAUUGAGCGAUCUGCGCUACGGUAAAACGCAAGGUCCUGUUGGGACAACAAGCGAAGACAUGAUGAACGAAACCAUCAAUGGCCUGGAACAUCUCGAGAAUGCUUGCUAUCACAAGUCUUGAUGACAGUCACCGUGGCGCUCUGAACUUACAGCUGCUGCAGGCGUGAGUCUUUGGUGUACUACGUAAGGCAUUGGAGAAAUC